GGCGGGGCCCAGCCCACAAGAGCCUUGGCUGCUGCGGCUGCGGGAUGCUCUCGCUGUAAGAGGAGCGGAACGGAGCGUACUCGGAUCGCGCACACGCUAACCGCAGACACUUCCGAACCGAGUGAGCUUGUCUGUCCCAUCCUCACCAUGGCUCCUGGAGAGAAGAUCAAAGCCAAAAUCAAGAAGAAUCUGCCCGUGACGGGACCUCAGGCGCCUAACAUCAAAGAGCUGAUGCAGUGGUACUGUCUGAACACCAACACCCACGGCUGCCGCCGCAUCGUGGUGUCGCGUGGCCGCCUCCGGCGCCUGCUCUGGAUUCUCUUCACGCUGACGGCCGUGGGCCUCAUUUUCUGGCAGUGUGCCCUCCUCAUCUCAUCCUUCUACACUGUCUCUGUCUCCAUCAAAGUCCACUUCCAAAAGCUGGAUUUUCCUGCGGUCACCAUCUGCAACAUCAACCCUUACAAGUACAGUGCUGUGCGCCACCUCCUAGCCGACUUGGAACAGGAGACCAGAGCGGCCUUGAAGACCCUUUAUGGCUUUUCAGAGAUUACGUCUCGGAAACGCCGAGAGGCACAGUCCUGGAGUUCAGUCAGGAGGGGCACUGAUCCCAAAUUCCUCAACCUAGCCCCACUGAUGGCCUUUGAGAAGGGUGAUACGGGCAAGGCCAGGGACUUCUUCACGGGACGGAAGCGGAAAGUCAACGCAAGAAUCAUUCACAAGGCAUCAGAUGUCAUGCAUAUCCACAAUUCCAAGGAGGUGGUGGGAUUCCAACUGUGUUCUAAUGACACAUCGGACUGUGCGGUCUACACCUUCAGCUCAGGGGUCAAUGCUAUCCAGGAGUGGUACAAGCUGCACUAUAUGAACAUUAUGGCACAGGUGUCUCAGGAGAAGAAAAUCAACAUGAGCUACUCUGCUGACGAGCUGCUGGUCACUUGCUUCUUUGAUGGGGUGUCCUGCGAUGCCAGGAACUUCACGCUUUUCCACCAUCCAAUGUAUGGGAAUUGCUACACAUUCAACAAUAGACAAAAUGAGACUAUCCUCAGCACCUCCAUGGGAGGCAGUGAAUUUGGGCUGCAGGUCAUCCUGUACAUAAAUGAAGAAGAGUACAACCCCUUCCUGGUGUCCUCCACUGGAGCUAAGGUGAUUGUCCAUCGGCAGGAUGAAUACCCCUUCAUUGAGGAUGUGGGAACGGAGAUUGAGACGGCCAUGGCCACCUCCAUAGGAAUGCACCUGACAGAGUCCUUCAAGCUGAGUGAUCCCUACAGCCAGUGCACAGAGGACUGGAGUGACGUGCAGAUCACGAACAUCUACAAUGCCACGUAUUCCCUCCAGAUCUGCCUUCACUCGUGCUUCCAGGCUAAGAUGGUGGAGAACUGUGGGUGUGCCCAGUACAGUCAGCCUCUACCUCGGGGAGCCGACUACUGCAACUACCAACAGCACCCCAACUGGAUGUACUGUUACUACCAGCUGCACCAGGCCUUCGUCCGGGAAGAGCUGGGCUGCCAGUCAGUGUGCAAGGAAGCCUGCAGCUUUAAGGAGUGGACACUGACCACCAGCCUGGCACAAUGGCCAUCGGAGGUCUCCGAGAAAUGGUUGCUGUCUAUUCUCACCUGGGACCAAAGCCAGCAAAUAAAGAAGAAACUCAACAAGACAGACUUGGCCAAACUCUUGAUAUUCUACAAAGACCUGAACCAGAGAUCCAUCAUGGAGAACCCUGCCAACAGCAUCGAACAGCUUCUGUCCAACAUCGGUGGCCAGCUGGGCCUGUGGAUGAGCUGCUCCGUCGUCUGCAUCAUUGAGAUCAUAGAGGUCUUCUUCAUUGACUCCCUCUCCAUCAUUGCCCGCCACCAGUGGCACAAAGCCAAGAGGUGGUGGGCCCGGAGACGGGCACCUGCCUGCCCCGAGGCUCCCCGUGCCCCGCAGGGCCGGGAUAACCCCAGCCUUGACAUAGACGAUGACCUGCCCACUUUCACCUCUGCCUUGAGUCUGCCUCCAGCCCCAGGGUCCCAGGUGCCUGGCACACCACCCCCCAGAUACAACACCCUGCGCUUGGAGAGGGCCUUCUCCAGUCAGCUCUCAGACACUCAGGUGCCCGCUGAGUCCUGAGACAGGGCGGGGAAGAAAGAUGGAGCCAAGACCACCAGCCACGGUUGAGAACUUAGAGUCUCCAGCACACAGGGGGUGUCCUCCCCUUGCUGGGCUUUUCAGAGACAUUGACUACGAGUCUGCUUUGAACAAGGUGGGCCUGGGCGUGUGCAGGGGACCAUCGGACCCCUCCCAGCCGUACUCACGACCGCCUAGGACAAGCUAGAUCCUGCAGGCCAAACCCCUUAGCACACCUGCUACGGAGAGAGAUGGGGCCAAGGAGAUGGGGCCGGCCUGGACAAAGGCCAGGAGUGAAGCCUGACAGAGUUCUUGGCCAGAUCUUGAGAGAAAGAGAGAGCAAGAGACUCCUCCAAAGCCCCAAGUUGGGGGUUUCAGCCACUCCUCCAGCCUGGGCUGGGACCCAAGGAUGUGACUUUACAUGUUGAGGCCUGACAUUCACUGCCUGGUGCCAAAGAUAGGAGGAAGCUCUGGGCCUGGAGCUGGAGCUGUUUGUGAAUAAACCAUUCCUAGUUGCUGAAUUCGGAGAAGGCAAUGGCAACCCACUCCAGUACUCUUGCCUGGAAAAUCCCAUGGACGGAGGAGCCUGGUAGGUUGCAGUCCAUGGGGUCGCAAAGAGUCAGACAUGACUGAGCAACUUCACUU
Bubalus bubalis (water buffalo) is the source of this 2748-nucleotide messenger RNA. It is a transcript of the gene SCNN1G, whose product is annotated as sodium channel epithelial 1 subunit gamma. Gene Ontology annotation, biological process: sodium ion transmembrane transport. Gene Ontology annotation, cellular component: membrane. Bases 148 to 2106 code for a protein of 652 amino acids. Gene Ontology annotation, molecular function: ligand-gated sodium channel activity. The transcript is spliced from 13 exons. The record is from RefSeq and is a predicted model, not a curated record. NCBI's taxonomy places the organism in Eukaryota, Metazoa, Chordata, Mammalia, Artiodactyla, Bovidae.